AAGUAGCGUAGGGCGGGCGGGGCGAGGCUUCCGGACGCGCUGUUGCAUCAGCUCGGGAGCGAGGGCCGGCGGAGGCAGCAGCAGCAGCGGGAUGGCAGCAGCCGCCAGCGCCGAGCACGCUUCCAGCUACAGUUUUAUUCUGAGCAUUAGUGAAGAGGAAGCCAGGGUGGAGGCUCUGAACGAGUACCUGAGCACUCGUAGUUAUAUCCAGGGGUUCACAUUUUCACAUGCAGAUGUGGAGGUGUUCAGAAAGUUUUCGGGGCCACCUGUGGACCAGUAUAUCCAUGUUGUCCGGUGGUACAGACACAUAGAAGCAAUCUAUGAUGGCAGCAGUGAAAAAAAUGAGCCUUGUAUACUUCAAACAAGUAAAGGCAAACGUGUGCAGCCCCCCUGGUCUCCCCCUGAAGGGACAAAACAUUCCAGGCUCUGCCUCUACAACAGCCUGACUCGCAGUAAGGAAGUAUUUCAGCCUCAGAAUGGAAAAAAGGUCUUGUGGUAUUGCUGUGGUCCAACAGUUUAUGAUGCUUCUCACAUGGGACAUGCCAGGUCUUACAUCUCAUUUGAUAUCCUGAGAAGAAUCUUGAGGGAUUAUUUUAAAUAUGAUGUUUUCUAUUGUAUGAAUAUUACAGAUAUUGAUGACAAGAUCAUCAAGAGAGCAAGACAAAAUCACCUUUUUGAACGAUAUAGAGAGAGCAAAUCAACACCAGAUCAGCUACUCGAAGAUAUUAGAACUGCCUCAGAGCUCUUUUCAGUUAAACUAAAUGAAACAACAGACCCAGAUAAGAAGCAAAUGUUGGAAAGAAUUCAAAAUGCAGUGAAGUCUGCUUUUGACCCUCUACAAGAAGCUCUCCAAGCAACGCUCCCUGCUGAAGAGAUCAACAGAUGUCAUGAGACACUGUUGGAAGAAGCCAAAGAUUUGCUGUCUGACUGGUUGGACACAAAAUUUGGCAGUCAGGUGACUGACAAUUCCAUAUUCUCAAAGCUCCCCAAAUUCUGGGAAGCGGAAUUUCAUAAAGAUAUGGAAGCACUCAACGUUUUACCUCCAGAUGUUUUAACGCGGGUUAGUGAAUAUGUGCCAGAAAUUGUGGAUUUUGUGAAGAAGAUUGUGGAUAAUGGUUAUGGGUAUGUGUCCAAUGGAUCUGUAUACUUUGAUACUAUGAAAUUUGAUGCCAGUGAAAAACACUCCUAUGCUAAGUUGGUGCCUGAAGCUGUAGGUGAUCAGAAAGCUCUUCAAGAAGGUGAAGGUGACCUGAGCAUCUCAGCUGAUCGUUUAAGUGAGAAGCAUUCUCCAAAUGAUUUUGCUUUAUGGAAGUCCUCCAAGCCAGGAGAGCCCUCAUGGGACUCUCCAUGGGGAAAGGGUCGUCCAGGUUGGCACAUUGAAUGUUCUGCCAUGGGUGGAUCCGUUCUAGGAGAGUCGAUGGACAUUCAUGGAGGAGGCUUUGAUCUUCGAUUUCCUCACCAUGACAAUGAACUGGCCCAGUCUGAGGCAUAUUUUGAAAAUGAUCACUGGGUUCGGUAUUUUCUGCAUACUGGUCACUUAACAAUUGCUGGCUGUAAAAUGUCCAAAUCUUUGAAGAAUUUCAUUACCAUAAAAGAUGCACUGAAGAAACACACAGCACGACAGUUACGGCUGGCUUUCCUCAUGCACUCUUGGAAGGAUACACUGGAUUAUUCAAAUAAUACCAUGGAGUCAGCUAUUCAAUAUGAGAAGUUUAUGAAUGAGUUCUUUUUGAAUGUGAAGGAUAUUCUUCGAGCUCCCACUGAUGUGACAGGCCAGUUUCAGAAAUGGGAAAAUCAAGAAGUAGAGCUGAACAAAAAUUUUUAUGAGAAGAAAGCAGCAAUUCAUGAAGCACUAUGUGACAAUAUUGACACCCGCUCUGCCUUAGAGGAAAUGCGGUCUUUAGUCAGCCAGAGUAACUCCUAUAUUGCUGCAAAGAAAUCUUCCAGACAGAUGCCAAACAGACUUCUUUUGGAAAACAUCAGCUCCUAUCUCACUCAAAUGCUAAAGAUUUUUGGUGCCAUAGAAAGUGAUGAUGCAAUUGGUUUUCCUGUUGGAGGGACUAGUCAAAACACAAAUAUUGAAUCUACAGUGAUGCCAUACCUCCAAGUUCUUUCUGAGUUCAGAGAAGGAGUGCGACAAAUCGCCAGAGAAAAGAAAGUAACUGAAGUGCUGCAGUUGAGUGAUGCUCUUCGGGAUGACAUCCUGCCUGAACUUGGAGUUCGAUUUGAAGAUCAUGAAGGACUUCCAACUGUGGUUAAAUUAGUGGAUAAGGACACAUUGUUGAAAGAAAGAGAAGAAAAGAAAAAGAUAGAAGAAGAGAAAAAAAGGAAGAAAGAAGAAGCAGCCAGGAAAAAACAACAGCAGGAAGCAGCAAAACUGGAAAAAAUGAAGAUUCCACCACAUGAAAUGUUUAAAUUGGAACUUGACAAAUAUUCCAUGUUUGAUGAAAAUGGAUUUCCCACCCAUGAUACAGAAGGCAAGGAACUUAGCAAAGGACAAAUUAAGAAGCUAAAGAAACUUUAUGAAACCCAAGAAAAGCUACACAAGGAGUAUCUACAAAUGGUUCAGAAUGGAAGUGCAAAUUGAAAACAACAGGACUUUUUAUUUAGAAGGCGAGUGCUGGGUUCCCAUUGAAGAAGUGAGCAUACACUGAUGCUCAAAUUUCUGUUUACACUUUCUAUUAUGUGCAAAGUAAAAUUCCUGUUUACGUGGGUUAAUAAUGUCAUCUGGAAAUGUAAUAAAAAUCCAUCAUUAAAAAAAAAAGCCAACAUGUAAGAUGUUUCUUCUCAAUGAUAGCAAAUAUGGUUGCCAGUUCUGUUUGUGGAGGUGCUGCUCAGUCAGCAAAUCCACAUAAGGAUUCUUGUUCAUUCUAGCUGUUCAGGCUUUGGUUGAUUUGUCCUGCAUACCGAUCUCUAUCUAACACUCAAUGUUACAGUCAGAAAAAUUUAUUGCUAAAUGGGAGCUGAGUAAUUUGCCCUAAAGAAAGAACAACAUUUUCCAGAUGACUUUAGUAUCUUUACAUAAGCAGGAAAAGUGGGUAGUUCCACUAUGAUACUUAUUCUAGCUGCUGUUAUUAAAAACUCUCAUAAGUAUACCCAGAACACUUUGCAUAGUAGAAGUUAACAGUCCCUUUGUUGAAAAAGGGAACAGAUCAUCAACCUGCAAUUGCAAUCAAGUGGGUAAGUACAAGGCAAAUGCACCUGCAUUGAACAAACAGGUGGGAAAGUCAUGAAGGGCUGAUGGCAGAGGUGGUGUGUCCUUGGAGCUCCCCCUUUAAGGAAACAGGAGCCCUGCCAAAGUACCUGAUUACCCAAAGUACUCAGUACCUAACUACCAGUUCAGAGCCAUGGGGAAUUAACAGAGGGUUUCCUACUGUUAUACAGUUUGUGGAUUGAUUUGCAGUUAGGGAAUACAGCUAGACAUUGCCCUGUAUUCAAGACUGAUGUUUUUAACAUGAUGAUUUAACCAUGAGAUAAGAACCUUUCUGAUGCAGUAUGGUCACGUUAUAUCUGCAGGGAGAGUUCUUUGUGGCCUAACAAUGCAUUUCACUGGCAGAAGUUCCAAAAUGCACUAAAGUUCAUGAAAUCCUACAAUAUAUCUCACCUACUUCGCAGCUGCACAGAACAGCCAAGUGUCUGAUCUGCAGAACUAUAUUCAUUCAGUAUUCUCAAGGUGACUUGCAGAAACUCAUACUGUGACACCUCUGUUUUCUCAACUCCUAGGUUCAUGCUACAAUGAUCAGGUCAUGUUCCUUUCUUUAAUUAAGACUUUAAACAUCUUUGUUUUUCCUUGAUUAUUUUUAUAUUUACAUUCCUCCUUAUGAGGAACGAACACAAUAUUUGGAGUAACAGAAGGGUCUAGUAGGGUUUUUUUCUAAUUUGUCUGUAUUUGCCUUUGAAAACAUACAUCAUGUUAAGGUCAGUAAAGCAGAUGCAUCUUGUGUGCAGAAAAUAAAAUCUGUUGUGAAAUACUUGUAUGUGAACUUUGUGUAGUGGGGAGAAUAUUGAGCUUAUCUUUAUUCCACAAGCAUCUUUUUGAAAUGUGGUUUACAGAGCUUUUCCUUUAGCUUCCUAUUACUAAUUUAAUUAAUUUUCCAUUCAAUAUUUGAUUAUUCUGCUAAUUUCUAAUCAAUUUUAUAAAUGCAUGUUUAAACUGCACAAUGACACUUUAAGCAGCCAGCCAUGGCCAUUCAGGCAACUUAACCAUCCUUUGGUAUGGGAAGAGGAAAGGUUCCAUUUUUGUGCGGUUUAGAUCCCAACUCCCUUUGGCAUUAUCAGCUAUUACCAAGAUUUUCUUCCCAGAGUGCUCCCUGAAGAUGCAUGUGAAAGGAUGGGGCAUGCCUAUGCUGCUUCUGAAGUUGCAACUUAAUGUCAAAUAGUGCCAGGAAUUUGAAUACAGGAAUUGUUUUUGGUGAUCUGAGUUAGCACUUACUUAAAGUGAGUUAGUAUUUAACUGUAGAGAAAAUGCUGUUGAUCUGUGGCUGUCCUGGACUGUAGUUUAUGAUGUCUCCAAGAUAAAAUCCUGGCUUUUGCCUCCACAUUUUGUUUUUCUCUUCCUGUUAUGUUUUUAGUAGAUCCUAAUCCAAUUGCAUUAUUAUAUCAAUGUAAAAUAAUAGGGUUUUUUAAAAUGCA
Lonchura striata (white-rumped munia) is the source of this 4632-nucleotide messenger RNA. It is a transcript of the gene CARS1, whose product is annotated as cysteinyl-tRNA synthetase 1. Gene Ontology annotation, molecular function: ATP binding; cysteine-tRNA ligase activity. Gene Ontology annotation, cellular component: cytoplasm. The record is from RefSeq and is a predicted model, not a curated record. Gene Ontology annotation, biological process: cysteinyl-tRNA aminoacylation. NCBI's taxonomy places the organism in Eukaryota, Metazoa, Chordata, Aves, Passeriformes, Estrildidae.